AUGGAGAAGAAUCAAAGUGAAAACAGAGAGAGUUCAAAAGCAAACGAGAAGAUGCUUGAGGAAGAAGAUACCAAUCUUUUUGAGAAAACAUCAACGAAGUGGAAGGAGUAUGAGUCAAUGGACGCCUUCAAAAGAACACCACAACGUCCUCACUUCAGCCCACUGAUCAAGAAGCCUAGUAUUGUGCGCGAAGAUUAUGCGUUAAUUAUAAUGGAAACUUGGCUCGAUAUAUCAGAGGCACUACAUACUCCCGGGACGGACGUUUCCCUAAGCCAACUAGAGACAUUGCUCCAUCUAGAGACGCACGGGUUCGACGUUGACGAGCUGUUAUUACUGACCAUGUACAAGGGCUUAAAACAAGCCAAUACAAUGGAGGAACAAAAAGGAAAGUGGAAAAGAGAAGAGAACCUUACUUCUACUGCUGUUGUUGAUUUAGCUAGAAAGAUUGAUAAAGUAAAGGAUCUUAUGAGAAGGAAGACAGAGGUAGCUACCAAAUUGGAAAAGGUUAGAAAUGAUAAGAGAGAUCUUGUGGCCGAGAUUCUUGAGCUGGAGGAAAGACUCCGAGUUGCAGAGAAAAGAGUGGCCGAGUUGAGAGAGAAGAAGGAGGCUGUAGAUAAAGAAAUUGCUGAUUUGCAAUCUUGUUAA
Molecule: messenger RNA, 645 nt
Organism: Eutrema salsugineum
Lineage: Eukaryota; Viridiplantae; Streptophyta; Magnoliopsida; Brassicales; Brassicaceae
Product: DUF724 domain-containing protein 5-like
Exons: 1
Coding region: 1-645 (214 amino acids)
Source: RefSeq, a predicted model, not a curated record